GGUUCCGGCAGAGGCGGAGGAUCCUUCCUGUGUGGAAGCCGCGGAUCCCGGUGAUCUCUCUCACCUGGCGCUCUCUCCAUCCUCGGCGCGAUACCAUGGCAGCAGGCUGCGAGGGCAUCGCGCCCCCGACCCUGGGCGAGAGAACUGUGGGGGAGGAAGGUGAACCUGUCAAACCUUUUACGCCAGAGAAAGCGAAAGAGAUUAUAAUGUCUUUACAGCAGCCUGCAAUCUUCUGUAACAUGGUUUUCGAUUGGCCAUCAAGACACUGGACUGCGAAACACCUUUCUAAGGUCUUGGAGGGCAAGCAGAUACGGUUCCGAAUGGGCCUGAGAGGCACAGGCACAGUUCCCCAGUAUGAAACCGAAUGUAGUUAUGUGGAUGCGACACUCGAGGAGUUUUUGACCUGGAACUGUGACCAGUCUAGUAUCUCUGGACCAUUCAAAGAUUAUGAUCAUUCCAAAUUCUGGGCUUACGCUGACUAUAAGUAUUUUGUCACUCUGUUUGAGGACAAGACAGAUGUUUUCCAGGAGGUGGUGUGGUCUGACUUUGGAUUUCCUGGAAGAAAUGGACAAGAAAGUACAUUGUGGAUCGGGUCCUUCGGAGCCCACACUCCCUGCCAUCUGGACUCCUAUGGUUGCAACUUAGUAUUCCAGGUACAAGGAAGGAAAAGAUGGCAUCUCUUUCCUCCUGAAGAUAUGCCUUUCCUUUAUCCAACCAGAAUUCCUUACGAAGAGUCUAGUGUGUACAGUAAAAUCAAUGUUGUCAACCCUGAUUUGAAGCGUUUCCCCCAGUUCCAGAAAGCUCGAAGACAUAUGGUCACGUUGAGCCCAGGACAGGUUCUGUUUGUUCCCAGACACUGGUGGCAUUACGUGGAGUCUCUUGAUCCUGUCACCGUCAGUAUAAACUCCUGGAUUGAGCUGGAAGAGGACCACCUAGCGCGGGUGGAGGAGGCCAUCACCCGCAUGCUCGUGUGUACACUGAAGACUGCAGAGGACCCGCACCACCCCAGGACCUGGCUGAACCCCACUGAGGUUGAGGAGACGUCUCACGAAGUCAACAGCUGCUACUUGAACAGUGCUGUUUGUGCCUUUUUUGAUCAUUGUGAAAAAGCUAAAGCAGUAGAGAUGCAAGCGCUGAGCGCAAACGGGGCAGAGCCACGUGUGCAGGAGGAGCACAUGGAAGUGGAGCAGGCUCAGGGAUCGAGCCUCAGGGCGAGGGCUGAGAAACAGGAGGCCACAAGCCUGUUUGGCCCAGAUCUGAUCCCGGUGACACCAGCAUCCGAAGAGAGAGGAGUCACACUGGAAGGCGACAGCGAAGAGUCUGUCAGCAGCAACGGAGGACACUUUGCAGAACUGCCCUGUGCCAGGAGACAGCAAACCAGCAAAGGGGCGAGCGCAUUGGCGGAGCCCUUGGCCCCGCGGGGUCCUAUGGCACAUUCUCGAGUCUUCGUGUCCACAGAUGAUUUGCUGGACUGCCUAGUUAAUCCACAAGUAACCAGGAUGGUGGCCCAGCUUUUGAUACAAGGAAAAAGCUGUGAUACUUUCUAGUAACUUUUUAAUUACUUUUUAAUAACUUUUAAAAUAUAUUUUUAGAAAUAAUAUGAUAUACGUGUGUGUUUGCUUUUUUUUACUUGCUCUUUGAAUAUGUCAUGUAUAUACCGUAUAUUUUGAUUAUAUUCAUGCUGCACUGCCUACCUCCAGCCUCUUCCAAAUCCCCUUUGUCCCCCACCCAAAUUUUCUGUCUUUUUUAUUUAUUUACUUUUUUUUCACAACCCAUUGAGUCCAGUUGCUGCUACCCAGAUACAUAUAGUGUGGCUAUCCACUUAGCCCUGGUUAACCUCCCAGGGCUGUACCAUUGAAGAAAACUCACUUUCCUUCUGGACGCAGCCCUCAAUAGCUCCUUAGCUAGCGCUGGAGCUCUUGUGUUCACAUUAGAAUAUUGACUGGCUUGCUCUUGCACAGGCAACCACACUACAGCUGCAGAGUUCACAGGCAAACCGGUUCUGUCCUGUCCACUCCAAAAGCCAUUGCUUCGACUCACCCCUCCCUGAUCUCUGACCUAUAAAAACUCCCAGCCCCUCUUUCUCCAGCUUCUUUUUCCUUUCCUUUGGUAGGGAACAGGGGGGUUUGAAACUGGAUCCAACUAUGUAGCUCUGGCUUUCCUGGAGCUCUCAGUGUAGACCAGGCUGGUCCUGAACUCUAUAAAGAGAUCCACCAGCCUCCACUUCCAGGGUGCUGGGAUCAAAGGCGUUCACCACCUCCCUGUUUCUCCGGGCUCUGUGUUAGCCAGCAUUCACUAUACCAAAUGCUCCUUGGGUAAGGAAGGAUCAUCUAGAGAGGACCCAGAAGGCAGUUUGAUAUUUUGUUCAUUUAGCAAAACGAUAGGAGUAGGUUCACUUCUAGGCCUCACCAGCCAGGGGUCCUGGCUGGGUUGAGAGUUUAUUUUUACAGGGUCCCGCUAUAUACCUUAGGCUGGCCUUGAAUUCAAGAUCCUCUGGCCCGCCUCCCCAAGCGAUGGAUUACAGGUUUGCACUACCAAGGUUGGUUCUCAAUAGUAUGAGUCUAAAAUAAAGGAUGGAACAGGAGGUGGUGAGUUUGUACAUGUUUAUAAAUGUGCUUUCCCAAUAAAAGCCACCGUGGUCACCUCUUUCCAGCACGCCGCUCAGUAGCCAAACUAGCUCACAUUUGGGUUGGUCUUGGUUUGUUAGGUAAGACUCGGCUGCAAAGCAGUCUGAAAGGCUGAGGUCCUCUGAAGUGGGGUAGACGGGCAUGGCUACAGAAUUGCCCCAGCAUUCGGCAUCGCUUGAGCAUCCUAUUCAGACAAUUCUGGCAGGCUGCAGCACUCUCCAUUGUUACAAACACUAAUCAAGUAAGGCAGCUUUCCUCUGGUUUUAAAGGAACACAAGCAUUUCCGUUUCAUUACUUUAUGAAGCUUCUCAGGAGGCACAGUUUCUCUGAGUACAUAGGGUUGUUACAGAAUGGACUCAGUGUAGACUGGGCUCAGAGAAGCUGGGACGGUCUUCUGCAGGAAGUCUUUCUUUCAUGAGAAGGAAGUAUCUUAGUCUCCUGUUGUCUUAUUGUCCUGUAGCCUUAGAGGUUCACUGCCUCAGUCUGCUAACCCAGGCCUACGCCUAGGCCUGGAAGCUUCUAGCCUCUGUACAAUCUAAUCUAGGCCUAGAAUGUUUUCAGCCUCUGAGCCUUACUGCUGAAUAAGCUCACCCUUUCCUAGUUCUUUCUGCUUUCUGGCUCAAAUUCCUCUCCAGGCUGACUGAUCCAAUCUAGCUUCUCUCAGUGUCUCCUGAAUUGCUCUACUUGGCUUCAGAUUAACUCUGGAAUCUGUUCUGAUCUUCUGGUGCCUUCUCAUUCACUGGCUCAUUCUAUCUUCACCUAUGUCUAGCUUGUUCUCUCUCUGCAACCUGUCUAUACAACUGUCCUGGUAAACUGCCUCCUUCCCCUCUCUGCAUUGUCCCUUAAGUAGCUUCCCUUCCCCCUCUCUUCUCACAAGAGUUCGACAUACUCUAUUCUGUCAAGUCUUUCUCUGAUUCAUCACUUUGCCACUCAAUUAGACAUCACUUUCAAACAUGGAUAGUUUCCUUCUACAAACUAACUUUACCUACAUUGUUUGAGAUUAAAGGUGAGUACUAAGGACAUGUCUGUACUCCAUCAAAAGGGAUUAAAAGCAUGUACAAAGGGUUGAACCGAACCACAACUAGAAACAGGCUUUCUUUUUUUUUUUUUUCAGUUUAUAACUCAAAUCUCGAUAGGGGUUCAUUCAUGGUGUGAUUAAAUAUCCUGCAACAAUGUCUGUAAAAGUGAGUGGUGGGAGAUGAGUCCCUGAUUUUGUAGAGGGCAAUUACGAGGUCCUGGCUGAUUGCAAGGGCAUCCGAAUGAUAAGCACCGUGAAAACACUCAUGAGCUGUUCCCACAUCACCCUGCAUCUUCAAGGACCACAUCUGAGUCAGGAAAAUCACCUGGUAAGUACUCUGGCUCUGCAUGGGCCGGCAGAGCUCAGACGCAUGCUUAGUAGCGUCCAAUCCUGAAGGACAAGUCAGCAGUGCUCACAUACCCAUGUGGUGUUCAGGAGGCAUGGUGGCCAAGGCCCACUGUACUUUUAGGACUCAAUAAAAAUGUUUUAAUUUUUUUGUUUUUUGUUUGUUUUAAUACAUCCAUGAAUGUAGCAGUAUAGUUGUAUAGUCUAGAAUUUUUUAAAAAUAUAUUUAUUUUUACUUAAUGUGUGAGAAUGUUUUUGCUUGCAUGAAUUGAUGUGUGCAGUUCCCUCAGAGGUCAGAAGGGGGCAUUGGCUCCCUGGAUCUUUAGUUACGGAUGACCAUAAACUACCAUGUGGGUGAUAAGAACCAAACACGGGUCCUCUAUAAGAGCAGUGUUCUUAAACACUGAUAAGUAAGCACUCUGUCCAUCCCUCCUGUCCCUGAGUUUAGGUUUGUUUGUUUUCAUUGUUAUCUUUUAUUAUUUUACAAUAUAUUCAAAAACUGCCAUUAUAGUUGCCUUGAGUUCUCUGAGAGUCAUAGAACACCUAGAUUCACAUAAACAUAGUCUGAUAUACCAACUGACCUGGACCAUCGCUAAAAAAGGGGAGGGGGCUAUAGUUUUUAAAUAAAUGUGUGACAGUGCAAAAUAAAAACCUGUU
Molecule: messenger RNA, 4647 nt
Organism: Mus caroli (Ryukyu mouse)
Lineage: Eukaryota; Metazoa; Chordata; Mammalia; Rodentia; Muridae
Gene: Hspbap1
Product: HSPB1 associated protein 1
Source: RefSeq, a predicted model, not a curated record